UUGAGUUUUUUACUGUACUAAAUCUCUGCUUUUACUGAGAAGACCUCAAAACUUACUGCCUACCAGUGAACGAGCUCUACCUGCUCCCUGUACUCACUGAAGACGAAGAAACCAUGGCAGAAACACAUCCGACAUGUUUAGCUUCUCUGAUAUAUCUCCUGCGGGAGCGGUUCUACAGGCAGGCCGUAAACAGCGCUGUGAGCUUUCUAAAAACUUACCCAAACGACCCUGUGCUCCUGUUUUUCAAAGCGUUUGGAGCUCUGAAUGAAGGACGUACUCAAGAGGCCAUGAGGGAGCUGACCCACCUGAGAGACAAGCCUCAGACCUCGCUGUGCUCAGUGAUGGCUCUCCUCUGUGCACACAGGCAGAGUGAGACCGUUGACCGAGAGGCUGUAUCUGAACUGGACGCCUGUCUAAAGAUGUCCAGGAGGACAGCUGGGGACAGGGCUCUGUACUUUGCGUCCCUGCUCUACUGGAUUCUGGGUCGAAAUGAGAAGGCCAGAGAUUAUGUCGAAAAGAUGUUAAAGCUGUCCAGUUCCUCUUCACAGGGGCUCAUUCUCAAGGGCUGGAUUUUCCUGACUUCUGAUAAUGAUGUUGAACGUUCUCAAGCUGCCCGCUACUUUGACAGUGGACUGCGUGACUCCAAAGAUGUAUUUGGAUUGAUGGGAAAGGCUGAGUUCUUCAUGGUGAGACAGAAUGAGUCGCGUGCGCUGGACAUGGUCAAUCAAAUCAUAGCCUCCCAUCCUCAAUUCAUUCCAGCACUUGUUCUCAAGAUGAACAUAUUCAUGUCUCACCAUAACUGGGAACAGACAGCUGAGGAGGCUGAGAGAAUCCUAGAGACAGAUGCUCAUAACUUGAAAGCCCUUCAGAUGAUGUCUGUAAUCUCUGCAGCGAAGGACGGUGAUAUGAGGAAGGUGAAAGAGUAUCUUCAGCGGCUUCUGAGUGCCGUUGAAGUCACUGAGCCCAGCACUCUCAGCCUGCAUGUGGAGGUCACACUGCCCAUCAGUAGACUGUGUGGACACAACGGAGAUGUUGUUCAGAUGCUGACAUCAUUUGUGCAGAGAGCUGUGUCCAGAGCUCCUCAUGACUCUGCUCUGGCCUCUGAGCUUGGCUACCUCCUCACUCUCCAGCACAAGUAUAAAGAGGCCCACAGAUGGUACACCAAAGCUCUGAAUGUAGACCCAGGGAGCGUAGCUGCAUUAGAAGGUAUGAUCAGGUGUCAGCUGACGGAUGGACAGGUGGAGGAGGCGGCUCAGCAGCUGGACUUCUUCCAUGAAGUGCAGCAGUCACUUGGACGGUCAGCGGAAGUGACCCUUCUGCAGGCCCUGUUGGCCCAGAAGAAGGGAGCUGCCCAGGAGAGUGUGGUGGCCCUACUGAAGGAGGCCACAGAGCUCCAUCUGCAGGCCCUCCGAGGGCUUCCCCAUAGUGUGGACUACCUGCAGAGACUCAACCUCAAUUUCCUCCUUCAGGUUGUCAGAAUGCAUCUUGCCAACAGCCAGGAUACUCCAUAUGAUGCUGGCCAGCCCCAUCCCUUUGGACUGAAACACUCCAGUAUGAUUCUAGAGGCUGUUAUUAGAGCUGCGCCUGGUGUGUUUGCCAGCUGCUACUAUAUGGCACAAGUCAAAUUUCUAACAGGUGAUCAGGCAGCUACUCAACACUUUCUGAACCUGUGUAUGGAGAAGGAACCCACCAUGCCUGAGAUCCAUCUCCUACAGGCCAAACGUCACCUCCAUGCUGGAGACUUCAGCAAGUGUCUCAGCUGUUUGGAGUCUGGUGUCAGCUAUAACUUUGAAUUACGACAGAUGCCUCAGUAUAACCUGAUCAAAGCCAGAGCUCUGAAGGGGACUGGGGAGCUGACAGCAGCCAUCCAGUGUCUGCGCAUGGUGUUGAGCAUGCCAGGGGUCAGGAGGGUCACUGAGGGACAGAAAACCUCCCUCUCACUCAGUGAGAGAGUUUCGGUGUUCCUGGAGUUUGCGGAUGCCCUGCGGCUGAACGGAGAGCAGCAUGAGGCUGCUAAGGUCAUGCAGGAUGGAAUUUGGCAGUUCAAGGAGACCCCCGAAGAAAUGCGGGUUAUGGUGGCUAAUGUAGACUUAGCCUUGGCUAAAGAUGAUGUUGACACUGCUCUUAAUGUACUGCAAAGUGUCCCACCUGGCAAGUCCAGCUACAUACAGGCCAAGGAGAAGAUGGCCUACAUUUACCUGGAGAGAAUGAGAAACAAGAAACGCUACAUAGAAUGUUACAGGGAAAUCUGUGAACAGCUACCUGGACCUCACUCCAGUGCGCUGCUGGCUGAUGCCUUUAUGAAGAUACAAGAGCCAGAGAAAGCUAUUGAGGUCUAUCAAGAAGCAGUAAAAAUGGCACCCAAGGAAGCUUCAUUUGCUACGAAAAUAGGCCAAGCCCUGGUGAGAACACACCAGUACGACAAGGCUGUUAACUACUAUGAGACUGCCCUCAGCACCAGCAUGCAGGACUCUGUGUGUCUAGAGCUGGCUGAGCUCCUGCUUAAACUCAGGCGUUUUGAAAGAGCUCAGCAAAUCCUAGAAAAGGCCUUGGACCAUGAAGACAGUGCUAAUCUGUCCACAAUGAUAAACGAUGUGGCAUUUUUAAGAAUGCUGGUGAAAGUGAUGCAUGCCAAAAAUGAACCUUGUCUGGACAAGUUACAACAAAUCUAUGAACUCCAGCAGAAGAUUGUGAGACGUUUGUCAUUUGAGCAGCCAGAGAAGAUUGAUCAGCAGAAGAGAAUGGCAGCAGUCGUUUGCUGUGAGCUGGCUCAAAAGUUCUGCAGCAACCAUGAUCUUGAGAAGGCCAAGCAGUGCUACUCAGAGGCCCUGAUGUACUGCACAGACGAUAUAGAAAUUAACUUCCAGAUUGCACAGCUGUACUAUGAGCACCACAGUCUGGAUUACUGUGAAGACCAGUGUCUUAAGAUACUGAAGCUUGAUGAAAAGCAUACCUCCACAUCUAUGCUGUUAGCUGAUGUGGUGUUUCGGAAAAACCGAAGAGAAGAGGCCAUCAAGCGGUACUCAGACAUCAUCUACCAAUAUCCAGGCAACUUUUGUGCGCUGGCAAAGCUUCUCCACAUGCUGCGCUGGGUGGGGAGACUGGAUGAUGUACUGCCUUUCUUUAAGACGUGUGAAACCUACUCUUCAACUGCAGUUACAGAACCAGGUUACAACUACUGCAAAGGACUCUACUAUUGGCAUGCAUACCGUGUGAGGGAGGCACUGAUACACCUGAGCCAGGCCAGGGGGGAUCCAGAGUGGGGGGAAGAUGCUGUGGAACUGAUGGUGCAUAUCUGUCUUAACCCAGACAAGGAAACAUUUGGAGGAGAGGUGUUUGAGAGCUCGGAGGAGGACCUAGAUUCUAGUCCACCGUUCGCCUUUGGGGGUAAAUUAAUAGGAAUGAGCAUAGCCCAGGAUUUGCUCAGGACCUUCCGGCCCCGCUCUAAAACUGGCCAAUACAAAGCUGUCUUCCUUUACAACCUCUGCCUGGUCCACAGCAAGGAGCCGAAGCAAGUGGAGAAGGCUGUGCUUGUUCUGUCUGACAUGGUGGCAAAAAAUGUGUUGUUGGAGGCCUCGUUACUGGUAGCUGCUCAGGCUUUUCUGCUGCUCAAACAGUCUCCCAGGGCCAGGAACUUUCUGAAAAGGAUCAGCAAAGCACAAUGGACCCAUGGCAUCGCUGAGGACUUUGAGAAGAGCUGCUUGCUCCUCGCUGACAUGUACAUAAAAAUGGGAAAAUACACAAAUGCAGAGAAGCUUUUGGAUGACUGUAUACGAUACAACAUGUCAUGCAGCAGGGCAUACGAGUACAAGGGCUUUAUGAUGGAGAAUGAUCAGAGAUACAAGGAUGCUGCUCAGCAGUAUGAGCUGGCCUGGAAAUACAGCUACUUCACAGACCCUGCUAUUGGAUACCGACUUGCCUUCAGUUACCUCAAGUGUAAGAAUUACACACAGGCAAUUGACGUGUGCCAUCAGGUUCUGCUGGAACAUCCUGAUUACCCUCAGAUCCAGGCUGAGAUUCUGAACCGUGCCCAGCUGUUGCUAAGACCAUAAGCAUGAAGAGUCUUUUUUUAUAGUUCAAACAGCAUUCCCAUUUUAUAGUUACAUGGUUUUAUAGUACAUAUGCUUUUAUAGUUUGCAAUAUAAAAUGGAUGUGUUAAAUGGGCUUAAACUGGACUGCUCUCUGUCCCUUCGAUAUGCAAUAUGUUU
Molecule: messenger RNA, 4208 nt
Organism: Colossoma macropomum (tambaqui)
Lineage: Eukaryota; Metazoa; Chordata; Actinopteri; Characiformes; Serrasalmidae
Gene: ttc21a
Product: tetratricopeptide repeat domain 21A
Exons: 29
Coding region: 114-4052 (1312 amino acids)
Biological process (GO): intraciliary retrograde transport; protein localization to cilium
Cellular component (GO): intraciliary transport particle A
Molecular function (GO): protein binding
Source: RefSeq, a predicted model, not a curated record